UUCAUUAAUAAGUAUCGAAAUUAGUUAUUUUAUAGCAUAUAAAAUGUUACUUAAUUGCUUAAAAAAUUUCUGCCAAAAGCGGGAUGUUUAUUCUCAAAAGUUCGUUACAUUUCUCGAACUCACGGAUUUGACUCAUGAAAAUGAAACUGCAAUUUUAGAGCUGCUUUGUGAUCUUUUGAUGAAUCCAGAGUACGCUAGAGAUGUAUCAGAGCAUUUUCCACAACUAUUGCUCAUUUUACUUACAAGUGCUAUUAAGAAAGAUCAAGAUUUAAAAUCUGAUAGAGCUACAGCAGACUUAGUACAUCAAACUAAUUGCACUGUAAUAGGAAAGUUGAUUUUAAUUCAUCCUGAUGUUUUGAGUUUUGCUCUUGAAUAUUUUGAAUUGAAUCCAGCACCUUUUGAAAGUUUGGGUAACGAUGAUGGGGUACCGACAAAAAGACGUAAAAAAUUAGAAUUUUUUCAUAAAAUAACAGAUUUUGAUAUUGUUGACUGUACAUACAAUAUCCUACAAGCUUCUUCUAAUCACUUCAAGUACAAAUGGAACUGGUCCAAGUUUUUCAAAUAUUUAUCUAAUGAAAAUGAUAAAGUAAAAUGGUUGGCUAUGAAAUGUGUUGCCGUGGUUUUGGAAAUGUCAGAAUCAUUGAGAAUAGAUUGUGCAAAAACAAUGAUAAGAAAUUUAGAUAGUUUCAUAACUGAUAUUACUAAAGAAAAUAGUGUAAACAUUGUCAAUCAACUGAGUAUUCCGGCGAAAGAAACUGAAGAAAUUGCCAAAAAUAUUUCAAAUGUAGUAUCAGUGGCUGGUGUCUUAUUACCAGUUUUUAGAAAAGAAACAAAAGAUGUAAAAAGCGAUUUAAUUUCUGUACCGUCAAUGGAAGAAAAUCUUCGUAGCUUAGCUCUUGCAGUAGCUUCCAGAAAAUGUGUUUGCUUGCAAGGUGCAGUUGGAUGUGGUAAAACUGCCAUAGUUGAGCAUUUAGCCAAAAUAACUGGUCAUGGAUCUUCAGAUUUUGUUAAAGUACAAUUAGGAGAUCAAACAGAUUCAAAAAUGCUUCUUGGAACCUACAGAUGCACAGACAUACCUGGAGAGUUUAUAUGGCAACCUGGAGUUUUGACCCAAGCAAUACUAGCUGGAAAAUGGCUACUUUUAGAAGAUAUUGAUAGUGCAGCAUUAGAUGUUGCAAGUGUUUUAAGUAAUUUGAUAGAAACUGGAACCUUGUCUGUACCUGGUUAUCGAGAUACAAUACAUGUAAAAAGUGACUUCCAAUUGUUUGUAACACAAAGAUUAAUUCGAUCCACGUCAGAUCUUCACAGAAAAAUAUCUGGAGCUACAAGUCUAUUGGAAAAACAUUGGCUAUGUGUUAAUAUGGAACCUUUGUCUGAAAUUGAAUUAGUCACAAUUGUUCAAGCCUUAUUUCCAGUGUUGCAAACUGUCGCUGUAAGAAUGGUAGAUGUUUUUCUACUAUUUUCAGUUGGAGAUCACGAAACAAACAUUACUGAUGAAAAUCAAAAAACGAUAUUGAAAACUGGAAGACUAAUAUCUACAAGAGAUUUGAUUAAAUGGUGUUCAAGAGCUUCAAUAGAUUUUGUUGUAAACUCAAAGGAGUCUGCUUUGAAAAUAUUCCAAGAUGCAGUUGAUAUCUUCUGUUGUUCUGUGCCAAAUCAAGAACAACGAUUAGCAUUAGCAAUAGCUAUAGGCACCAAAUUGGGAAUUAUCAAAACAAAAGCACAGGACCUUCUUCAAAUUCACAAACCAGUUAUCAGUCUAAUGCCAGAGUAUUUCAUAGGAGGGCGCAGCAAAUUGAAAAGAAAGAAGUGGGAAACUACGCAAAUAGAACGAAAUACCGUAACAUUUUCAUUCACGCGACCGUCUGCUUGUUUGUUAGAACGUAUAGCUAGUUGUGUUAUUCAAAAAGAACCAGUUUUACUAGUUGGUGAAACUGGUACUGGAAAAACCAGUUCAGUACAGUACUUGGCAAGAAAUACAGGGCACAAAUUGAUAGUCAUUAACAUGAAUCAACAAAGUGAAAGCGCCGAUUUACUUGGUGGAUACAAACCAGUGGAUAUGAAAUUUUUGAUCUGCCCUAUCAGAGAAGAAUUCGAGUUACUCUUCCGUUCAUUUUUCGCUGUGGAACCGAAUAAAAAAUUCUUAGAUCACAUUGGGGUAUGUUAUGAAAAAGGCAAAUGGAAAACCUUAGUUGCUUUGAUGACUAAAAGUACCAGCGCUGCUGUCGGCAGACUUAAAACCAAAGUUUCAAAUAUUAACGGAGAAUCAAAAGACGCUUCAAAAAAUAAGGAUAAAACAAUGUUAAAGAAGUGGGAAAGGAUAUCUGCAAAGCUGGAAAAACUAACGUCUCAAGUGAAAAAUCAACUCUCCUUGGCCUUUGCUUUUAUCGAGGGAAGUCUAAUCAAAGCUCUGAAAGAAGGUUACUGGGUGCUUCUUGAUGAAAUUAAUCUUGCCAAUGCUGAAACUCUUGAGUGUCUUUCAGGUUUACUCGAAAGAUCUUCUGGCUCCUUAUCUCUACUAGAGAGAGGAGACAAAGAAUCUAUCAAACGUCAUCAAGAUUUUACGAUAUUCGCAUGUAUGAAUCCUGCAACCGAUGUUGGGAAGAAGGAGUUACCGAUCGGUUUAAGAAACAGAUUCACAGAAUUUUAUAUCGAUGAACUCACCGAGUUUCCAGACCUACUUCUCUUGGUGGGCUCAUAUCUCGAUGAAUUGAAUUUAUCGGCAAACAAGAAAGAAAGUAUCGUCAAGUUCUACUUGAAAGUACGAGAGCUAGCCACGACUACGUUGUUCGAUGGAACUGGUCAUAAACCACACUACAGUUUAAGAACUUUGUGCAGAGCUCUCAACGUAGCUGCUACCAAUCCAUGUAGUGCUGUACCGAGAUCUCUCUACGAAGCAUUUAGUCUCAGUUUUCUAACUCAGUUGAAUGACAGUUCGUAUCCGAUCGUGCAGAAGAUGAUUAUUGAUUACAUCUUGGAUAAAACUACAGCAAAAUCAGUGCUCGGGACGCCUAUACCAAAGCCAAGUUGCUUGAGAAACAAUGACUACGUUGAAUUUGAAGGUUACUGGGUAGUUAAGGGAAGUAUGGAGCCGCAAGUUCCGGAAAACUACAUUCUUACUCCGUCCGUGCGACGUAACUUGAAGGAUGUGGUGCGAGUUGUGUCUAUCGGUAAAAUGCCGAUUCUCCUGCAAGGCGAUACUUCCGUUGGAAAAACUAGUCUCAUCACUUAUCUUGCCAAAGCUUCAGGACACGUGUGCGUAAGAAUUAACAAUCACGAGCACACAGAUUUACAAGAAUACGUAGGCAGUUACGUAGCUGAUGAGUCUGGCAAGCUUGUUUUCAAAGAAGGCGUUCUUGUUGAGGCUAUGCGCAAAGGGUAUUGGAUUAUUCUUGACGAAUUGAAUCUUGCGCCAAGCGAUGUACUCGAAGCGCUCAACCGAGUGCUUGAUGACAAUAGGGAGUUGUUUAUACCAGAAACUCAACAGAUUGUCAAAGCUCAUGAAAACUUCAUGUUAUUUGCUACUCAGAAUCCACCUGGUUUGUAUGGCGGUAGAAAAGUUUUAUCGCGAGCAUUCAGAAACCGUUUUGCUGAAUUCCAUUUCGAUGAAAUACCAGCUGCUGAACUCGAAUCUAUCUUACACGAGCGUUGCAGUAUGCCAUUAUCUUACUGCAAGCAGAUCAUUUCAGUAAUGACAGAUUUACAAGUGCGUAGGAAGAAUACCGCAGCUUUUGCUGGAAAGCAAGGUUUUAUUACGUUGAGAGAUCUUUUCCGAUGGGGAGAAAGAUACAGGCUUGCUCCUGAUAUGGGACAAAAGCUUUAUGACUGGAGUCAACAUUUAGCCGACGAGGGUUAUUUAGCACUUGCUGCCAAAGUUCGUAGAUUUGAGGAAGCUGAAGAAAUAAGAGAGGUUAUCAAGAAACAUCUAAAGCGUGAUGUUGACCCAGAAAAUUUAUUCACUCUGAGCGACAAAACCUCACUUGUUACAAAAGCUAUUUUGGAAGAUAUAGAACAGGAAAAAGAUUCGUCAUUUGCUCACAUAGUCUGGACUUAUCACAUGCGACGAAUGGCAGUGCUUGUUAGAAAAUCAUAUCAAUUCAAAGAGCCAGUAUUACUUGUCGGUGAGACAGGAGGAGGAAAGACUACUGUAUGCCAACUGAUAGCUUAUAUGAAUGCGAAAAAGUUGCACAUUGUGAAUUGUCACAUGCACACUGAAUCAUCCGACUUCUUAGGUAAUCUAAGACCGGUAAGAAAUCAGACUGACGAAGAGAAUCAAAAAUUGUUCGAAUGGGUUGACGGUCCACUAAUAAUGGCUAUGCAAAGCGGAGAUUUCUUCUUGGCUGACGAAAUAUCAUUAGCAGAUGACAGUGUUUUAGAGAGAUUGAAUUCUCUAUUGGAACCCGAACGAAAACUAUUGUUAGCCGAAAAGGGUACUGGCAUUAUUGAAGGCUCAAAAGACGUAGAUAAUACAAUUGUUGCACACGAAAAUUUUUUCUUUAUUGGUACUAUGAAUCCUGGAGGUGAUUACGGUAAAAAAGAGCUAUCUCCUGCGUUGAGAAAUCGUUUUACAGAAAUUUGGUGUGACGGCUGCACAAAACGUGAAGACUUGCAAGCUAUUAUUGAACAUAAUUUAACUAAUGAAGUUGGCGAUAACAAAACAUGUUUAGCAGAAAGUAUUUUGAACUUCGUUGAGUGGUUAUCUACUUCAGAUGUAGGAAAAAGAUUCACUGUUAGUAUCAGAGAUAUUUUGAGUUGGGUCAACUUCAUAAAUGCUAUCGUUGCGAAAGAAAAAAAAUUCAGACUUAGCGUUCCUGACGCUUUUUUCCAUGGAGCUUUUCUGACGUAUAUUGACAGUUUAGGAUCUGGAUUAACCAGUAUGGAAAGCAUUGAAAAACUCAAACUUUUCAAGGAAGAUGCAUUCGAAUUUUUACUUAAACAAAUGGAAAAAUUAACUACACCAUCUACUGAUGAUGAAAUGGAAGUGGAUUCGGGAUUGCCGUCGCCUUCAAAUGAUGUAUUCGGCAUUACUCCCUUUUACAUACCGAAAGGCUCGAAUGAAUAUGACGAAAGUUCAGCAUCAUUUACAUUCCUCGCUUCAACGACUCAGCAAAACGCUUUAAAACUUUUGAGAGCACUUCAACUUAGCAAGCCGAUUUUGUUGGAAGGAAGCCCAGGAGUGGGAAAAACUAGUCUCGUUUCUGCACUUGCCAAAGUUUCUGGUCACGCGUGUCUUCGCAUAAAUCUCAGCGAUCAAACCGAUGUAUCAGAUCUCUUUGGAGCUGAUUUGCCUGUUGAAGGUGGUAAAGGUGGCGAGUUCGCUUGGCGAGAUGGUCCAUUUUUGCGUGCUUUGAAAGCUGGACACUGGAUUCUUUUAGAUGAAUUAAAUUUGGCAUCGCAAUCCGUUCUUGAAGGACUCAACGCUUGUUUUGAUCACAGAGGAGAAGUUUAUAUUCCAGAAUUAGGAAAAACGUUUUUAGUAAAGCCUGAAACAAAAUUGUUCGCUUGUCAAAAUCCAUUACGUCAAGGUGGUGCAAGACGCGGACUGCCUAAAUCUUUUUUGAACAGAUUCACUCAAGUUUUCGUUGACGCAUUAACCGAUGAGGACUUGAAAUUUAUAGCCGGCUCGCAAUUCCCACUAAUUGAAAAAGAUGACAUUGGUAAAAUGAUUGAAUUUAAUUCACGACUGUUAAAGGAGGCUGGAGUCUCUUGGGGUUUUUACGGAGCCCCAUGGGAAAUGAAUUUAAGAGAUAUUACUAGAUGGUGUGAAGCCACAGUCGCCGCCGCUGAAACUAAAGCAGAUGAAAAAGUUACUUGUAACCCUGGUAGUUCCGUUGAACUUAUUUAUGUUGACAGAAUGAGAACAAAAGAAGACAAAGAAAAAGUGAAAGAAAUUUAUAGGAAAAUAUUUACGGAAGAAAAUUACCCACUUUUACCGUCACCAGUAGUGCAUGUUACUGAUGAGAAUGUUUAUUUUGGAGAGGUGGAUUUAAAACGAACGAAAACAGCAGAGUAUAUUGAUCAAAAAUUGUUAAUUCUACGUGAUCAAAUAUCAACUCUUAGAAGUCUUGCUCAGUGUGUUCAGAGAAACUGGAUGUCGAUAAUUGUAGGUGGAUCUGGAUGUGGCAAGAGUAGUGUUGUACGAGUUUUAGCUCAAAUGACGGGACAAAAGCUCAAGUCAAUCGUUGUUAACUCAGCAAUGGAUACGACUGAAAUUUUAGGCGGUUUUGAACAGACUGAUUACAACAGGCACCUCGAGCAACUAGUCGAGAAAACAGAAAACUUGCUGACUCAAUUUUUAAAGACGAAAGUACGGAAGGAAAACAUCAACCAGAUAGAGAAAUUCCAAGCUUUAAUUGAAAGAGUACGCGAGCUUUCUCACGCUGAGUGCGAGUCGAUAACCAUGGCGAUUGCGACGGAACUUUUCCUUGAAAAACUUGAAUGCCUGUCGGCGUUAUUGAAGGAGAUGAAGAUUUUCAAAAGUUCCAUGCGCGUUGAACUCACGACUAUCGAAUCCGAUGUGCAGAAACUUAAGGACCGCGUUGAGAUGGAAAAAUGUUUGAACGCCGGUGGCAAAUUCGAAUGGGUCGAUAGUAUUCUCGUCAAGUGUCUUCGAGAAGGAACGUGGCUGCUAGUAGAUCAAGUAAAUCUAUGCAGUCCUGCUGUACUCGACAGACUCAAUGGUUUGCUAGAACCCAACGGAGUAUUGAGUAUUGGCGAGCGUGGUGUCGAUAGCGAUGGCAACGUCGUGACCAUCAGACCACACGAAAAUUUCCGACUUUUCUUGACUAUGGAUCCAAAAUACGGCGAGAUAUCCAGAGCAAUGAGAAAUCGAGGUAUCGAAAUAUUCAUGCUAAAUUACAACGAGAAUCUUAAUUCCGGCAAAUUAGACUUCCGAUCAUUGUUGCACAAUGUCGGUAUGACGAAACGCAACCACCAGGAAGCUUUGAUGGCCGUGCACAAACGCAUGACCGAAGAUCCAACGAAUACAGACAACUUGAACGUCAUCCAACUUCUGCAUAGCUCAUUUCUAGUCGUUCAACAAUUGUCGCGUGGUUUCUCGGCGUUUCAGGCAUUCAUGAGCUCCUGCAAAGACGUGUAUCUUCGAGCCCGAUCGAUCUUCCACGGCGAGACGCGAAACAAACUUACUGCCAUCGUCGAGGACACCAUUCGGGAGUACGAAGUCAACGAGGGCGAUGACUACGUGUUUGACCUUGACGCAGCCACGUGCAGCUUGAAGAAUCUUCAAGACAACUCGAAAUUAACUUUGCUCAGGCAGCAGGGAUUACUUUUAGAUUGGUGUGCCAAUGGAUAUGCCUGGGCAUUGAAUCACCCUGAACUAGCAGAAUUCCCAGCCAAGACGGUCUUCCUCAAUCAAUUCUUUGCUUCGCUGUUCGGUGAUGAACCAGCUUACAGCACCGAGGUUUUACACAUUCUUCCUUACGUGCUGCUUAACUUUUACGAGCAUUCGACCCCAAGCGAUGCCGUACUUCGCGCUGCCUGGGCUCACAAUAUUUUCAAGCAAUGUGAUAAAUUUGCUGUUUUAAAUAACAGAAAUAAAGUGCUGGCUAAUCAGAUUCAAUCUUUUGGCUUUGGUAAUUACGAUCACAGCUUACCCUGGGACAGAAAAAAUUUUGCGCAUGCUAAUAAUUUGGCGUUAAGCUUGUUUUUCGACGCUUUGAUCGUCGAUGAGGAGCUGGAUACUGAUUGGAUAAUGGGUAGCAAUGAAAAGAUUAUUAGAAUUGGACAAUUUUCCAAGGCUCAAAGUUCGGGUAAAAUGACCAUUAAGUUAAAAGAUCAACCUCUCGUAACUAAUUUCCUAGGAUUCUUAGCGCAAAUAGAGAAGUGCAUAGACGACAUACUGAAAAAUACCAAGAGAAUAAUCGACGACUCACAGUACAUGAUUUACAGACAAAAAUUGAGAUACAUCAAUAGAUUUGGUAAUAUGGGUCGACUGAUCCUUAUCAACAAAACUGUUAAGUCAAAGAGUAUCUUCGGCAAUUUGGACGAGUGCAUUCUUCUGCUAAAAGUCCACUACAGAUGGCUGAAGAAGUUCUUCACUUCUCUCGAGGAAGAUUACAAGGAAGGUGAAAUUAACGAUGAACACAAGGAAGACAUUACUGAUUUGAAACGCAUGAUGGAAGAAAUCGAUAAUAGCUUGAUGUCGACUUACGAUCCUUUCAGAAAAGUUUGCAAAGCUUAUAGAAGACACAUCAAUUCACCAUUGCCAUGCUCACAAGAUUUAGUAUUGAACUGCAACUCGAUACUUCAGGGUAUUACCGAAUCUUUCACAUCGUCGAAAAAUAAAUAUAUCAAUACCAACUUGUCAUAUGAACAAAAAUUCUUCACUCUGCAAACGAAAGAAGCUUUGCACGCCCGUUCUCUGUUGAUUACUCUAUGGAGCAAAAUUUCAGCUAAUGAGAUACUGAGUGAUGAGGUACUUGUUUUAAUAGACAACUUAAAUAAAUUCUGCGAGGAACGUCUGAAUAUCGUCGAGUCGAAUGAAGAUUUUGAUUCUGAAUUGGAAGCGUAUUCAUGCAAAGAGUUGGCUAAGACCACAGCAAAAAUCCAGAUGUGGCCAAUUCACGAACACAUGUUCACAGUCUAUGUGAAUAUGUUGCAAAAGAAGUUGUGUGAAAAGUUAGAUGAGAGAAAUACUCAGGUUACGUUGCCAUCAAUUAGUAUCCCUCCUCAACAACUAAACAUUCCAAAUAUACCUAUUCAGUUGCUUGCUACUCUCAACACCAUCAGUGCAAAACAAGAAGAAAAAACAGAAAGAAAUCGUUUGCUACUCGCUCUAUUAAUUUGGUUUUUACCUUAUACUGAGAACUCUUAUGCCAUAAGAAAAUAUAAACAGAUAUUGCACUGGAAAAUUGCUUAUGGCAAAGAUAAAUUACCAGAAGUGUCCGAUGUUAACAAUGCUGCCACUGGACCUGUACUUAUUAAUUUGGUUACUGAACUCCUCCUGAAUAAAUCUCAACGACUGCAUUCCGAUAAAUCAACCACCGUCAUUGCAACACCACUUAGAAAUUAUAAUACACAUUUACGACAGAUGAAAACUCUGAACGACUUGUUGUGGAAGAAUAGUAUUUCUAUCAACUCUCAGCAAUUCAAUCAAGAAACCAAUGACUUGAAAGCUUUGCAAUCUCUGAUAGAUGACUUUUUAUUAGCUACAGAUGGAGUGCAAGCUACUUGCAGCAUCAAAAAAUGCCUCGAAGAUGAAAAUUUAAGAUCUGCUGUUCAGUCGACUAUUAAAACCGAAUAUGUGGACCCACUGUUGGCUUUAUUGGAAAUUUCAGAUCAGCUGAAGAAGACUGAAGAAGAUAAGACUGCAGAAUGUAUCGCUUUGAUCAGGGGUAAAGCUUGGGUUUAUCUGGGAUACCUGCAAGCAUUUAUAUUCAGCAAUAUGGGAUACAUCGAUCCAGUGCACAAAGUCGCGCUUAAGUUGCGUUAUAUAGAAGAAGAUAUUACCGAUUGCGAAAAUACAGCUUACGUCGCUAAAUUGUAUUCAAGAACUUUAGGACUUAUGGACGACCAUACACUUCAUCCAAGACUUACAGAGGUGCAGAAACAUCUAGUGAAACUUAAUGACGAAAAGAAUUCGUUGCAGAAUCUUAAAGCUGUCAGACCUCCUCACGCUGAUUUUGUUGCUCUUUCCAAAGAGUUCACUAAUUUCCGAGUAUCUCUCGGUGCUUAUAAGAAUGUUAAAAAAUAUAUUGACCAGUUGACUGCAACUGUUCAAAAAUUGAAAAAAGAGAAUAACGAGAAAAAUAAAGAAUGUGCCAAAUCCACAAAACGAGAAUCUGAAAUUUAUUUAGAAUCCAUACGUAAGUUUAUGGAUCAGGUAGAAACGAAAUAUCUAUCCGGUUACCCAGACAUAGUUUUUCCUAUCCUUGCUGGUCUUGCCGAAAUGCGUCACGGUCUUUACAUUCUCAUCGAUGAAAGUAGCAAACAGAUAGCCAUUGCCGAAACCGACGUGAUAUCAAAAAAUAUUGAAGUGAAAUCGGGAGAUACCGGCGAGGAAUCGGAAACUAUUGAAUCAUUCCUACAUAAAUUAGUGUGUUUCCCGACAAUCGGCCCUCAUCAAGACAGUUUGCUAGAACUGGUUAAACUUUGCACAACAUAUAAGAACAGAGAAAUGCUGAACGCUAACGUGAAGUCGGAGAAAACAUUUGUCGCUCUACAAGAACAGUUCAGACUGACCAUUACUGGCCUCUACGAGUUUUACAAUUACAUUAUUCUAAAGGGCAACUUGACAAUAGAUUUAUGGUCGGACUUAAAUUUUCUUCUUAAGCAAAUUGUGCUGAUUUGGCAACAACAGCAACAAGAAAUCGAAAGGAACGAGGUUGAAAAAGAAAAUUUAUAUAAAAACCGAAUUAAGGUCCAAGGAGGUAGUUUGACCGAUGAAGAAGAAAUUGCUCAAGAACUGAAAGCUUUGUUCCCUACGUACCGAGAUGAAGAUUUUGCCGAUAUUGACGAUACUAUGCAUUCGACUUUGGAAAAGAAGGUAAAAACUAAAAGCAAAGAAGAAGACUUUGGGGCGUUGAUUACCGAGAACGAUAUUAAAGAAGUUCAAAAUAUACAUUCUAACAUCGUCAAAUCAUUCACCACCUCCGAAUGGCUGCAAAGUAACAACAACGAUUUUCAUCCUGAUUUUAUUGAACCUCUGCUCCAACGUUAUAAUACUUUUGGUCUACUAAUGAAUAAUGUUGCGCCAGCACUCAGUAACGAAUUGACUGGUAAACUGUAUACGAGUCUUAACGUUCUCACACAGUUGACUGCACGACUUAGUCAAGGUGAAACUUUGAGCCCUUCGAGUUGCAUCAAUAAUGCUAAGAAAGAAAGUAAACUGUAUGACUAUUACAAAGACAGCAACGUUGAAGAAGUGAAACAGUGUUUACCACUGUUGGAAAACAUCUACACCAAAGUUAGCGACUUGUUGAAGGAGUGGCCAGACCAUCCUACAUUGGUUUCAAUCAAAACAAUUUUGCAGAGAUUAUACUCUUUCCCAAUCACAUCGUCUGUUUCGAGAUUCCUGACAGGACUUGAAAUGCUUCUGGUCAAACUACAUGAAUGGGAGGCAAAUGCUCACAGAGGCGUCUCAAUGCAAGAAUUAAUUGUAACUUUAACGCAACAAAUCAUCUCUUGGAGAAAAUUGGAGUUAGCCUGUUGGAAAGAUUGUCUUACAACGAAAUACUUGGCAUUACGCUCUCAUGCUUCCAAGUGGUGGUUCUUCCUGUAUUCUCUAUUUGACAGUUAUGUAGAUCCAAAACUUGAAAAAUCAUCUGAAGCCGUGACAGCUAAAAAACUGAUUGAAUCACUUGAGUUAUUCAUGACCGAGUCGACUAUUGUAGAGUUCGAGGUACGGUUAGACUUACUUUUGACAUUCCACUGCCAUGCAUACUAUCUAGAACCAAGUAUCAAAAGAAGCGAACUCUUAGCUAUUUCCUGGAACGUUCACAACUACUACAAACAAUUCUUGUCUGAUAUUGAAAAUAAAAUCAAGUCCAUUAAAGUUCCAAUAGAGAAAAAGCUAAAAGAUUUCGUCAAAAUAGCAAGAUGGAAUGACAUUAACUACUGGUCUGUCAAAGAAACUGUAGAUAAAACACAUCGUACUUUACAUAAAUUUAUCAAAGAAUUUGAAAAUAGCUUGAGAGAACCGGUAGCGCCGUUCUUGAUUGUAAAACCAGUAUAUAAGAGUGAAGCUGGCAUUUGGGAUCGACCAGCUCACGAAGAAAAUAUAUUAAUUGAUCCAGAUAAUUAUGUUAUCUCUAAAUCACAAACGAUUAAUAUAGAUACAGUAAAAAGCGAGUUUAUCACAGAAGUUGACAAGAAAUACUUACGCAAGGCAAGAAAACUUUGUAAACAAGUCAUUCUGUCUUCAUCAUAUCCAAGCAUAAGAGUCGAUCUUGAUGACUUUAUCGAAGAAUUUGUGAGCCGUAGUGCUCGUCUACGAGCUCUUGAAAUCAAUCGAGAUCUGCCUAAGCCAAAACAGAAAGCCGAGGCCAAAAGUAUUCUACAACAAAAACGUACAGCACUCGCUGACUAUUUCAAGCAACUAUUAGCCUAUGGAAUUCAUCACCGAAGUGGAAAUCUUGCUUGGAAGAAUAGACAAGAUGAGAUUCUUGAUUUUACUAUUCCCCCAGUAGAUAUCAAAGCUGCUCUAGAUUUCGCUGAUGCAAGUUCGUUGGAAAAGAAUAUUGGCGACCAAUGGUGUAGUUGCGAAAGAUACUACUAUGGCUCUUUGAUCAAACUAGCUGCUCUAAACCGUACAUUAACGGCAACCAAAACCGAUCUUGGAGCUCAAAAUGUCGAAUGGUGUCGAGGUUUCUCUGCGCAUCUCAUGCUUCUAGCCAACAAACAGAAGAAACAAUUAGCAUCUGUCUUGAAGUACUUUAUGAGCUUGCGCAACUACGUGUCAGAUUUAGCUAAAUUGAACUUCAACAAAUUCACAAAUAUAACGCAGGAAGAUUUAGACAUCAUUGCGAAAGAUCUCAAAGAUCUGUUGAUUACUGCUCGUGCUUGUUUUGAACAGUUCUUGAUCUACAUGCAAGCUUGUCCAACUGAAACUCUCGUUGAGGAUGAAGGUGAUAGUUACAGUUUAUGUAAUAAUAACUUACCUAUAAUCGACUGCAAGAAAAACGACGAAGUAUGGUAUAAAGCUGUUAAUUACAUAAAGGAAAGUUUAGAUAUCGUGUUAGAUAUUUCAAAGCGUUGGAAAACUGUAUUUUCAGAGUUGAUAAUUAUUCCUGAAAACAACGAGUCAAAUAGAAGUACGGUUACACUUAUAACAUCAAAACACUUUACGUUUUUGGUUGAAAGUUUUGACUCUUUGAAAAAUGUUUAUAAUAAGGUACAAGAAUUUUCAAUCAUCUUCGACACCUCGAAUGAAGAUAAACAUCCUCUUCUAGAUAAUAUUCAAUUCAUCGAAACAAAAAUUUCAAGUCAGAUAAAUCAUUUCGACCGAGUGCUUCAAAAUUCUGAUCAAGAACCAGAAGUUAACUUCGCUCUGUACCAGCCAGAUUUCGACGACUAUGAAAGCGUUUUAGAUGGCUUGAUUGAAACAAUUUUACUUGUUAUACAAAAUAAAUACAAAGAUACAUUAGCCACGGAAAUGGAAAACGAUGAAAAGAAUGAAGAUGAAAUAACACAUGAUAAAAAGAAGGAAGAAGAAGUAGAAAAUGAUGAAGUGGAAGAUAAAAAUGACUUUGAAAAAAACAUGCUAAAAGAAAAACUAAUAUAUGCUGUUACAAAAGACGUAAACACCUUAAAAUUGAAAGAAAUCCAUCAGUACCUUACUAGUAUUUUGGAAACUAUAUACGAAUCUGAUGACGUAGUAGUUUUAUAUUACUUUAGAGUUCUUAAAAAAUGCUUGCCACUCAUGCAACAAUACCUCAAAUUCGUGCAAUUCUACCUAAGUGAGCAGAUAGCAUCUUACCGCAUCACCUGUAAAAUUCUUUAUAUGCAACUCAACGUAUUCCUUGACCUUGCCACCAACGGUUUUUGCACGCCAAAGGAUCUAGAUUUAGAACAAGAAAAAGAUGGCGAAAAGUCAUCAAACAAAGAAGGUGGUAUGGGACUAGGAGAUGGUGAAGGUGAAAAAGAUGUUUCAGACAAGAUCGAAACUGAAGAUCAGUUAGAGGAUGCAAAACCAUCAGGUCAAGAGAAUGAAAAUCCAGAUGACAAGGAUUGUGCUGAGGAGGAUAAAGGUAUUGAGAUGUCGGAGGACUUUGAGGGAAAACUACAAGAUGUAGAGAAAGAAAAAAAUGAAGAUGGCGAUCAAGAUAAUGAGGACGAUGAUGAUAUUGAUAAGCAAAUGGGAGAUACUUCUGAGGGUGCUGACAAAUUAGAUGAACAGGUUUGGGAUGAUGAAGAGGAGGAAGAGCCUCAGGGAGAAGAAACUAAUAAAAAUGAAGACGAACUUGGCGAUGGUGAAAGAACAGGAGAAAAAGAGUUCGGAGCUAAAGACGAACGUACAACCGAAGAUUCCGAGGACAAAGGUAACAAUGAAGAAAAAACUGAGCAACAAGAACAGAAGGAGAUUAACGAGAUGGAGGAGCCAGAGUAUGACGAAGACCAAGUCAAUCCUUAUCAUGGAAAACACCAACCUGAGCCAGAACCUGAACCGUUAGAUCUACCAGAAGAAAUGAAUAUCGACGACGAUGAUACUAAAGACGAAGAAAAACAAGAUGAAGAGAAUCCAUUUGACAUAGAUAGGAUGAAAGAAAAUAUGCCUCCUCCUGAAAUCAAAGAAGGCGAAGAACCCGCUGUUGAUGAAGAAAUGAAAGAGGAUAAGACUAAAAAGGACGACUCCAGUGAUGAAGAGGAUAUAAAUGACACCGAAAAAGCAGGUGAUCAAACUAAACAAGACGAAAAGAUUCAGGAAGAGACACUCGAAGAAGAGUCUGCGAAACAAGGGUCAGAACCAUCUAAAGAAACUGAAGGUGAGGAGGAAAAGCCAGAAGAAGCAGAAAAGUUCGAAAAUAUAGCUGAAGAGAAGGCGGAACCAAGUGUCGAUGAGGCAAGUAAAGAACUUGAUGCUACUGAGCAAACAGACGAGAGGGAAGGAGGCUCUAAAGAUCAAGUGGCCAGUAAUGUUGAAAAUAAACAAGAUACAACUGAAGAAUCAAAUUCUGAAAACUGGCAAGACGAGAAACAAGAUAAAGGUACUGGUCAGUCACAAGCAGAGCAGCAUGAUACUGGUCAUUCGGGUUCAUCAAUGGAAAAGAGUGUUCCCAAGCCAACUCAAGAGAACAAUUUUGAAGAGCGAGAAAAACGAAAACAUCCAGGACAGAGUGAUGAAACACAUACUCUAGCUGAAAAAAUAGAACCGGACAAGAAAAAGUUGAAGACAAUGAUUCAUGCUGAAGAACAGUUGCCAGAUGAGGACAAUAACGAAGAAGGAGCAGAAAAGGAAAAAGGAGAAGAUCCCGAUAUGUGUCAACACGUUAAAGAAAAGGAUAAGUUCGAUCAUUAUGCAAUGGACGCUGCAACCGAAGAACAGUCUAAAGAGCAAGCUUCAAAUAUGGAACAACAUGAAGAAAUUUCUGAAAAAGAAGAAGAUAAAAUGGAUAUCGACAUGCAUGAAGAUACCGAGAUCAUAGAGGAUGAAACUGUAGCGAAACAACAUCCUGAAAAGUCGCCCAACGAUGAUAAAAACAAAGAUAAACAAGAAUCUAAAGAAAAGGGUCGAGCAGAUGAUGGACAAUUGGAAACAGUUGUUGAGAUCGAGGGUGAAAAUACAGAAACUACGACAGUUUCACGAGGUGCAGAAACGGCCUUCUUUACAAAUUUAACCGAUUUUGACAAUGAAACACUAUUAAAUCGUCCGAUGGAAGAGCGAAGACAAGAGGUAGAAAAUAUGCUGAGUCAGUGGACACAUGUACCGACGACAGAAGAGGCAACUGUAGCUUGGAAUACCUUGAGUUCUGUGACUGAUGCCGCAGCUCGCGACCUAUCAGAAAAAUUAAGAUUGAUACUAGAACCUACGCAGGCUUCGAGAUUGAAAGGCGAUUACCGAACUGGUAGGAGAAUAAAUAUGAGAAAAAUCAUUCCCUACAUUGCUAGUCAAUUUAGAAAGGAUAAAAUUUGGAUGAGACGAACAAAACCAUCCAAAAGAGAUUAUCAAAUUGUUUUGGCCAUUGAUGACUCUAGUAGUAUGGCCGAUAAUCAUUCCAAAGAAUUAGCCUUUGAAUCGUUGUCACUUAUAAGUAAAGCAAUGACGUAUUUAGAAGCUGGACAACUAGCUGUUCUUAGUUUUGGAGAAAAAUCUACAGUUGUACAUCCAUUGGGAGAAACAUUUAAUGAACAAAGUGGAUCAAGAUUAAUGCAAGAAAUGAGGUUUGAACAAAAAGAAACUAAAAUUGGCCAGUUAGUGAAUGGUGUCGUUGAUAUGUUAGAAGAGCAAAGUAAUUCCACAAACAACGCAAAACUACUUCUUGUUUUAUCAGAUGGACGAAAUAUUUUCUCAGAGGGUAUCGACACGGUUAAUCGAGCUGUUCGUAAAGCCCGUUUAGCAGACGUUUUCUUGGUUUUUAUUAUAGUAGAUAAUCCUAAAAAUAAGGAUUCAAUCUUAGAUAUAAGAAUGCCAGUUUUCCGAGAAGGGAAAUUAGUUGGCAUUAAUUCAUAUAUGGAUAAUUUUCCGUUUCCAUUCUACAUGAUAUUAAGAGAUAUCAAUGCGUUACCUGGUGUUUUGAGUGAUGCUUUGCGACAAUGGUUUGAAGUAGUUGGUAAAAUUGACAUUUAAUUAAUCCAAAGAAAACUGGCAUUCAUUAUUCCAAGAAGAACUAGUAUUUGCUGUAUUUUGUUAUAUUUUUUCCUUAUUGGCCUAUCAUGUUCCACUAAAAGGUUUUGUGUGGAUCGUUGUAAAACUAUCUUUU
Molecule: messenger RNA, 16376 nt
Organism: Phymastichus coffea
Lineage: Eukaryota; Metazoa; Arthropoda; Insecta; Hymenoptera; Eulophidae
Product: midasin
Exons: 30
Coding region: 44-16243 (5399 amino acids)
Biological process (GO): rRNA processing; ribosomal large subunit assembly
Cellular component (GO): preribosome, large subunit precursor; nucleus
Molecular function (GO): ATP hydrolysis activity; ATP binding
Source: RefSeq, a predicted model, not a curated record